UUUUUUUUUUUUUUUUUAAUUGUGUUGCACGCGGCCGCCAGGGGAGGUUUGGACCGCGCAUCGCGGCGGCGGCGGCGGCGGCGGCGGCGGCCGAGGUCGGGCCGGGCGGCUCAACUGGCGCAACCCGCCGCCACCGAGGUGGUGAUGGGCAAGGAGGAGGAGAUUGCGCGGAUCGCCCGGAGGUUGGACAAGAUGGUGACCAGGAAGAGCGCGGAGGGAGCCAUGGAUUUGCUGCGGGAGCUGAAGGGCAUGCCAGUUACAUUACACCUGCUCCAGUCCACCCGUGUUGGGAUGUCUGUCAAUGCCCUGCGGAAGCAGAGCUCGGACGAGGAGCUCAUUGCACUGGCCAAGUCCCUCAUCAAGUCCUGGAAGAAGCUCUUGGGUGCUGGUCAGAAUGUAAAGGGUGAUGUUUCUGAUGGCAAGACCAGGGAUCAAGGGAAGGGCACGCCUCUGCCCACAUCGUCCUCAAAGGAUGCCUCAGGGACUGCGGAUCUCAGCUGCAAGAAGCCAGACCCACCUAGGACCUCAUCCACUCCGAGGAUCACCACAUUUCCCCCAGUACCCAUUACCUGCGAUGCUGUACGAAACAAAUGCCGUGAAAUGCUGACUUUGGCCCUGCAAACGGAUCAUGACCAUGAGGCCGUUGGUGUAGACUGUGAGCAUCUGUCAGCUCAGAUCGAGGAGUGCAUCUUCCUGGACGUGGGAAACACAGACAUGAAGUACAAGAACCGUGUGCGGAGCCGAAUCUCCAACCUGAAAGAUGCCAAGAACCCUGACCUGCGGCGGAAUGUGCUGUGUGGUGCCAUUACACCCCAGCAGAUAGCUGUGAUGACAUCAGAGGAGAUGGCCAGUGAUGAGCUGAAGGAGAUCCGUAAGGCCAUGACCAAGGAGGCCAUCCGUGAACAUCAGAUGGCCCGGACAGGUGGCACACAGACCGACCUGUUCACCUGCAGCAAGUGCAGAAAGAAGAACUGCACCUACACGCAGGUGCAGACUCGCAGCUCGGAUGAGCCCAUGACCACUUAUGUUGUCUGCAACGAGUGUGGGAACCGCUGGAAGGUAGGUGGGUGGGCCCAGAAUGCUCACCUCCAGUCCUGUCUCAGAAUAUAUUGGACCUGAAGUAGGAACCAGGGCCCACUGUACCGAUAGCCUCCUGGGAGUCUCUGGGGAGGAACCCCAUGCCUGUCCAUCCUGUUACUGCCCUGGGGGGGUGGUGUGUGUCAUGUGGGGCCUUGGCCAGACACUUCCCUACCUUCCUGCAGUUCUGCUGAACCCUUGUACGUACUGAUGUGUUGUAGUCCUGGCCAUGGCUAGCAUUGCCCCCUCCUGCAAUGUUCUUGGACACAGCUUCUCUGGAGAUCCCCAGAAGGUGGCAUGCCCUGUCCCAGCCUGCCUGCCUGGUGUGCACUUUUCUGCCCUUUGUCCCUCAUUAUUAAAUGUUUUCUUUUGCCUUC
Chionomys nivalis (European snow vole) is the source of this 1454-nucleotide messenger RNA. It is a transcript of the gene Tcea2, whose product is annotated as transcription elongation factor A2. The transcript is spliced from 9 exons. Gene Ontology annotation, cellular component: nucleus. The record is from RefSeq and is a predicted model, not a curated record. Bases 145 to 1119 code for a protein of 324 amino acids. Gene Ontology annotation, molecular function: zinc ion binding; nucleic acid binding. NCBI's taxonomy places the organism in Eukaryota, Metazoa, Chordata, Mammalia, Rodentia, Cricetidae. Gene Ontology annotation, biological process: transcription elongation by RNA polymerase II; DNA-templated transcription.